CUUUUUCCCUCUCUGCACGUUCCGUCAAUUUCAUCUCCCCUUCCACCCCUUUCGUUAAUUUAAUAAGUUAUUAUUGGAUAUUAACGACAAUCGAAGCGCUCCUUCAAUUUAUCCAAUAACCUUUUUUCCCCGGGCCUCGGUGUUCGACGACCAGAGUGAGAGAGAAAGGAGGAGAGAGCUGUGGGAGUGGAUUUAAAGUUUGGCUACGAUACAUUAUCACGGACCGGCAACCAUGUUGAGGAGGUUAUUUGCUGGGGCUGCUAUAGCAGUGUUUGCGUGGUGGGAGGUAACGGCCUUGCCUAGUCCUCAGGAUCCCGGUUCGAGUAGUGAUGGAGGAAAUUCGACGGACCAUAUUGUCGCUGUGGGAAAGGCAGAUCAUCAAUUUAGUCCAGAUAUCAUUAUUGCGAGGCCGGGGGAUACAAUUACGUUCCAGUUUUACCCUUUGAACCACUCGGUGGCUAGAAUGGACCCCGAGUAUCCGUGUAAGCCAUGGGAGAAAAUUCAUAGAGAUGGCACUCCGAUAUGGUCUGGUUUCCACGCCAUGGACACUUUCUUGGAUCCGCCCCCAUCCUAUACUAUCAAAAUCAAUGAUACAAAGCCCCUUUGGUUCUACUGUUCUGCCGAAGGCAGUUGCAUCAAAUACCAGAUGGUCAUGAGCAUAAAUCCUGAUAACAACACCUCCCCAAUCGCCAAGGUCAAAGCUGAUGCUGGAAAGGCCACCUUUUCCCUCUCGCCCGGUGAGCCCUGGCCCGCCGAGGGCGGUGAUAUCCCGAACCCUGACGGUAACUCCAGCACCGGGGGUUCCAAUACCGGCAACAACAAUCAUGACGAUAGCAUGAGCAUGAAACUCUCACCCGGUGCAAUCGCUGGUAUUGCUAUUGGUGGUGUGAUCGCCCUCGCGCUUAUCGGUCUCCUCUUCUUCUUCGUGGGUCGUAAGAAGGGGACUGGCGAGGCAAAGACCGGUGGGCAAGCCGCCAGCGCCAACCUUCAAGAAGCUGCGCUAAUGAAUUCGCAAACCCCCGGGCCGGAGUACCCGCCCGUUUAUCAAGACCCGAGAUAUUCCGUCCUACCCGCUGUCACGCCGGUCCUCGACGCCAAGAACUCAGCUCCUGGAGAGCCGCCCAUGAGUGAGAAUCCUAAUCGGGUUUCGGAGUUGGGUGCCGGGAAUUACGACCCUGUGGAGAUUUAUACAGCUGGUCCGGAUGAGACUCCUGCUCAUCGCAAUAAUUAAACGCGCGAUGGUUUUUUCCUUUCCUCUUUUUCACAAUGACGAAUGGGUUGGAGGUUAAGGGGUUCGGUGUAGGGUUCGGUGUAUGGAAGGCGAUGAAUUUUUAAUUCAGGUGUAAAUAUUGCUACGGCACGUUUCAAUCCGCGCAUUCUACUUUUCUUUCCAUAUUAUUUUUCAAUCUUUUCUUGCCUUUUUAUAUAUAUAAGGGGCACCCCCACUUUGAACGCUUAUAUUAUCUUGGUGCAGGUGAUUUUCUUCUUUUCUACGCAAAGAUGGUAUGAUAAAAGCCUCUUUCUACUCCUUCAUUAGUUUAAUCAGGUUGGGGGAUUGCGAAUUGUACUGUACACAACACUACCUUUUUUUUUAAAAAAAAAAUCAAUAAUAUUUGUCGCCA
Molecule: messenger RNA, 1622 nt
Organism: Tuber melanosporum (Perigord truffle)
Lineage: Eukaryota; Fungi; Ascomycota; Pezizomycetes; Pezizales; Tuberaceae
Exons: 4
Coding region: 233-1231 (332 amino acids)
Source: RefSeq, a predicted model, not a curated record